This is a messenger RNA of Lodderomyces orthopsilosis Co 90-125, 771 nucleotides long. RefSeq lists its product as uncharacterized. Gene Ontology annotation, cellular component: membrane. Bases 1 to 771 code for a protein of 256 amino acids. Lineage: Eukaryota; Fungi; Ascomycota; Pichiomycetes; Serinales; Debaryomycetaceae. The transcript has a single exon. The record is from RefSeq and is a predicted model, not a curated record.
AUGUCAUAUUCAGCUAUACCAGACCAACCACCAAACUACCCUCCUGCAGAAGAGGGACAAAGCAGAGAAAGACAAUUUGGGGAUAAUGUUCCUGAUGAUUUCAAGUAUUCAGUCGAUGUUGCGUCAUGCGAACUUCCUGUUCGUCAAUUAUUCAUUCGAAAAGUUUACCUGUUGUUAACUAUACAAUUGAUGGCUUCUGUUCUUGUUGGAUAUAUUGUUCGAUCAUCAGAUCCAAUAUUGACUUGGACCUUAGAAAAUCCAUGGAUCUUGAUUGUCAAUUUGUUUGCAUCAAUUGGAUUUAUGGUUGCUGCUUUUUUUAAAGCUAGAUCAUAUCCAGUCAACUUGGCGUUGCUUGGGGGAUUUACAGUAUUUGAAAGCUUUACUUUAGGAAUUGCAUGUGCUUUCGUUGAAAGUACGGUUGUUAUUGAGGCUAUAUUGUUGACAUUGAUUAUAUUCAUUGGAUUGACUCUUUUUGCAUUCCAAACGAAAUAUGAUUUUAUUAGCUGGCAAGGCACUUUGGGAAUGAUUUUGUGGGGGUUGAUUGGAUGGGGUUUCAUUAUGAUUUUCUUUCCAGGAAACAAAGGGAUUGAAAAUGUUUACUCAUUUAUUGGAGCCAUUGUAUUCAGUGUCUACAUUAUCAUUGAUACACAAAAGAUUAUGAAGACGUGUCAUCUUGACGAUGAGGUGAUUGCUACAAUUCUGUUGUAUCUUGACAUUAUCAAUUUGUUUUUAUUCAUUUUACGUUUGCUAAACAACAACCGUGAGAAUUAG